GACGCGCGUCCUCAUCCUCCCGCGCGCUCCUUGACAGCUCCAUAACAUUGCGCUCGCCGGAGGGAGGCUGCAACUUUGUUCCGUCCGCCUGGAGUUCACCUCUGCUGCGGCUGCGACCUGGAGGAGACAUGAGCUCCCGGGAGACUUUCCCCGACUUGGACUGCAGCUCGUCCGAGGAGGAGGCGAGCCGCGCGGAGCGGCCGAAGCGCACGACGGAGCGGCCGGAGCGCACGACGGAGCGCACGACGGAGCGCACGCCGUCUCCAGCGGCGCGUCGGCAUCACCCGUUCAGCGUCGAGGCGCUGAUGUCCGGGAGGAAAACGGACGCCUCCGCCGCUCAGGCGAAGGCGCCGCCCGCGGCUUUGAACUCUUUCUGCCGGCAGAUGCGCACGAGCCCGGGGAGCGCGCCCUCGUCGCCGAUCAAAUCGGAGGCGUCGGAGCCGGAGGACUGCGCGCCGUGGGUCAACGCCGCGUUCUCCACGCACGCUCGUCACAUCACCCCUGCCUGUCAGCUAAGGAAACACAAGACCAACAGGAAGCCUCGCACCCCCUUCACCACCGCGCAGCUCCUGGCUCUGGAGAGGAAGUUCAGGCAGAAGCAGUACCUGUCGAUCGCCGAGCGGGCCGAGUUCUCCUCCUCCCUGACGCUGACGGAGACCCAGGUGAAGAUCUGGUUCCAGAACCGGCGGGCCAAAGCCAAGCGGCUGCAGGAGGCCGAGCUGGAGAAGCUCAAGAUGGCGGCGGACGCCAAGACGGCGGCGGCGGCGGCGGCGGCGGCGCUGCCUCCGGGCCUCACGUUGCCCACGCUGUCGCUGAGCAGCAUGUCUCUGUACGGACAGUCCUUCUCUGCCUUCCACCAGCACCACAGCCGGCCGCUGCUGCCCAUCUCGCCCCUGGGACUGUACGCUCGUCCUCUGGGCUACAGCAUGUACCAUCUAUCAUAGACGUGGAGAUCGGACUCCCCAAAAGCUGUACGUAAAUGACCCUAACGAGGAGUUCACACCAAGUUUACACAACGCGUCUUCAGGAGGAGCGCUGUUGCCUCCAGCUGCCUAUUCUUUCCCAUCGCUUGGGCAAUAACUGACCCGGCGAGGACUAAUUAAGACUGUGACUGGUCACGGAAGCCUCAUCAGAUACAGUGCCUCACAUUGAAAUAAGCCUUAAAUGUUAAUGUGUGGGUUUCAGCAACUCAGGCUAAAUAAAAGCAUAUCUCUGAAGCUCCA
Betta splendens (Siamese fighting fish) is the source of this 1223-nucleotide messenger RNA. It is a transcript of the gene msx2b, whose product is annotated as muscle segment homeobox 2b. Bases 129 to 944 code for a protein of 271 amino acids. Gene Ontology annotation, molecular function: DNA-binding transcription factor activity, RNA polymerase II-specific; RNA polymerase II transcription regulatory region sequence-specific DNA binding. The transcript has 2 exons. Gene Ontology annotation, cellular component: nucleus. NCBI's taxonomy places the organism in Eukaryota, Metazoa, Chordata, Actinopteri, Anabantiformes, Osphronemidae. The record is from RefSeq and is a predicted model, not a curated record. Gene Ontology annotation, biological process: embryonic morphogenesis; regulation of transcription by RNA polymerase II.